Eruca vesicaria subsp. sativa (arugula) is the source of this 3612-nucleotide messenger RNA. The record is from the annotation of a GenBank genome assembly. NCBI's taxonomy places the organism in Eukaryota, Viridiplantae, Streptophyta, Magnoliopsida, Brassicales, Brassicaceae.
AUGGCAGCAUCAGUUUCAACUCGAUUCCUUGUUCUUCUCCAAGAUUUUUCAGCCUUCAGAAAGAUAUCAUGGCGUUCUGCGGCAGCUAACUACCACCGCCAAUCACGUCUUUUAUGCCAUGUUGCGAAAGAAGAUGGUUCUCUUACUCUUGCAAGCCUUGAACUAGGGAACAACAGCCCAAGGAGAUCAGGGAAGAGUAAGGCGAUGAAGCUUGAGGGAAGAAGCUUUGUUUCUGAGAUGAGUCAAGGUAAGGUAAGAGGAGCAAUAAAUGAUAAAAUGAAAGUAGUGAAGGAGAAGAAACCAGCUGAGAUAGUGUCUCCUUUGUUUUCUGCAAAGUCAUUUGAGGAGCUUGGCCUCCCGAAUUCGUUGCUAGACAGUUUGGAAAGAGAAGGUUUCUCUGUCCCAACGGAUGUCCAAUCAGCAGCUGUACCAGCAAUAAUCAAAGGUCAUGAUGCAGUGAUUCAGUCUUACACAGGAUCCGGCAAAACCCUAGCUUAUCUGCUUCCAAUACUAUCAGAGAUUGGUCCACUAUCAGGAAAAGCUAAGAGCAGUGAGAAGAGAGCAGAGAUCCAAGCAAUGAUCGUGGCUCCAUCUCGAGAACUCGGUAUGCAGAUAGUAAGAGAGGUGGAGAAACUCCUCGGACCUGAUCACCGUAGGAUGGUUCAGCAGUUGGUAGGUGGUGCUAACCGGAUGAGGCAAGAAGAGGCGCUUAAGAAGAACAAACCGGCUAUAGUCGUUGGCACUCCGGGAAGAAUUGCAGAGAUAAGCAAAAGUGGGAGGUUGCACACUCAUGGGUGUAGAUUCUUGGUGCUAGAUGAAGUCGAUGAGCUUUUAUCUUUUAACUUCCGAGAAGAUAUCCAUAGGAUUAUUGAACAUGUAGGAAGAAGAGCUGGGGCUGGUCCAAAAGGAGAAGUUGAUGAACGUGCUAACCGACAGACAAUUCUAGUCUCUGCAACUGUGCCCUUCUCGGUUAUUCGUGCAGCUAAGAGCUGGAGUCACGAGCCUGUUCUUGUCCAAGCCAACAAAAUCACUCCUCUUGACACCGUUCAACCAACAGCACCGGCAAUUAGCUUAACCCCCACAACUUCUGAGGCUAACGGCCAGAUUCAGACAACUAUCCAGAGCUUACCUCCAGCGCUAAAACAUUUUUACUGCAUCUCAAAACAUCAACACAAAGUCGACGCCCUAAGGAGAUGUGUUCACGCGCUUGAAGCCCAGUCCGUUAUAGCUUUCAUGAACCACUCAAAGCAGCUCAAAGACGUGGUCUACAAACUUGAAGCUCGUGGUAUGAGCUGCGCUGAGCUGCAUGGAGAUCUAGGGAAGCUAGGGAGGUCAACGGUUCUAAAGAAGUUCAAGAACGGGGAAGUCAGAGUGCUUGUGACUAACGAGCUCUCGGCUCGGGGUCUUGAUGUUGCGGAAUGUGAUCUAGUGGUGAAUCUUGAACUUCCAACAGAUGCGGUGCACUACGCACAUAGGGCUGGGAGGACGGGUAGGCUGGGAAGGAAAGGGACGGUGGUUACAGUGUGUGAGGAAUCACAAGUGUUUAUUGUGAAGAAGAUGGAGAAGCAGCUUGGUUUGCCUUUUGAGUAUUGUGAGUUUGUUGAUGGAGAGCUUGUUGUUACUGAGGAAGAGAAAGCUAUUAUAAGAACCAUCUUCGUACGUGCCUCUGAGAAAAGGAAAGAUUCAUCUGAGGAAGACAUGAUGGCACUGAUGAUGCGGAGGAGAUCUAUUCCUCUUCAUCUUCGUUUCAUGGAGACAGGUACUGCUUUAUUAAACAGCCGACACGAGUUCUUGUCUUGCUGCAAAAGAGACUUUUCUUGUCUGAGCAGCAACAGAAGCCUAUCUUACAAAGAGAUUUUGAAAAGAGGGAUUGUUGAUAUCAACAAAGAAGAUGCUGUGGAGCUCUUCCAAUCCAUGAUCUGGUCUCGUCCCCUUCCUAGCAUCAUAGAUUUCAGUAGAUUGUUUAGUGCCGUCGCCAAGACAAGACAGUACGAACUCGUGUUGUCUCUCUGCAAACAAAUGGAGAUGAAGGGGGUUUCAUUUGACCUCUACACUCUUACCAUAAUGAUCAAUUGCUUCUGCCGUUGCAGGAAACUGGGUUUUGCUUUUUCUGUGAUGGGAAAGAUGUUGAAACUUGGGUAUGAGCCUAACACAAUCACGUUUUCAACUUUGGUAAACGGGUUUUGUCUCCAAGGUAGAGUCUCAGAAGCUGUGGGAUUAGUUGAUAGAAUGGUGGAAAUGAAAGUUAGACCAAAUGUUAUAACGCUUACGUCUCUUGUCAACGGACUUUGUCUCAAAGGUUACGUCUCUGAAGCAAUGGGUUUGAUAGAUAGAAUGGUGGAACAUGGCUGCCAACCAAAUGCAGUUACUUAUGGACCAGUUUUAAAUAGAAUGUGCAAGUCAGGGCAAACUUCCAUGGCCUUGGAUUUGCUCAGAAAGAUGGAAGAAAGGAAGAUCAAGCUGGAUGCUGUCAAAUACAAUAUCAUCAUCGAUAGUCUUUGCAAAGAUGGGGGCCUUGAAGAUGCGCUUAGACUUUUCAAUGAAAUGGAAACGAAAGGGAUCAAAGCAAUUGUUAGUACCUACAACACACUCAUAGGAGGGUUUUGUAAUGCCGGAAGAUCGGGUGAGGCUGCACAGUUGAUGAGAGAUAUGAUCACAAGGGGAAUCACACCCAAUGUCAUCACAUUCGGUGCAUUGAUUGACAUUUUUGUGAAAGAGGGAAAGCAUGUUGAGGCUAAAGACUUGUACGAUGAGAUGGUGGAAAGAGGUAUAGAUCCUGAUACCAUUACAUAUACUUCUUUGAUAUAUGGUUUGUGCAUGGAGAGUCGCCUAGACGAGGCUAAGAAGAUGCUGGAUCUGAUGGUUAGCAAGGGAUGUGAACCGAAUAUAGUUACUUAUGGCACUUUGAUAAACGGAUAUUGUAAGGCUAGACGGGUUGAUGAUGGUAUGAAACUUUUCCGUGAGGUUUCUUUAAGAGGGUUUGUUGCUGAUACAGUCAUAUAUAGCACUCUCAUCCAAGGGUUUUGUCAGUCGGGUGAACUUAAUGCCGCCAAAGAACUCUUCCAAGAGAUGGUUUCUAUUGGUGUGGAACCCAGUGUUGUGACUUAUGGUAUUUUGCUGGAUGGGUUGUGUGGCAAUGGAGAACUAGAAGAGGCUUUAGAAAUACUCGAUAAGAUGCACAAGAGUAAGAUAGAUCCUGGUAUUGGGAUCUAUAAUAUCAUCAUUCACGGGAUGUGCAAUGCAAGGAGAGUCGAUGAUGCUUGGGAGUUAUUCUCUAGCCUCCUCCCUCUCAAAGGAGUGAAGCCUGAUGUCAUAACAUGCAAUAUAAUGAUUGCAGGACUAUGUAAGAAAGGGUCACUGUCUGAAGCGGAUAUGUUGUUCAAAAAGAUGGGAGAGGUGGAUGGGAUUGCGCCAAAUGAGUGUACAUACAACACACUGAUCCGAGCUCAUCUAGGAGGUAGUGGUGUUGUCACUUCGGUUGAACUUAUAGAAGAAAUGAAGAGGUGUGGGUUCUCUGCAGAUGCUUCCACCAUGAAGAUGGUUAUUGAUAUGUUAUCUGAUGGUAGAUUGAACAAAAGCUUUUUGAAUAUGCUUUCUGGUGGUUCUAUUUGA